Fusarium vanettenii 77-13-4 is the source of this 189-nucleotide messenger RNA. RefSeq lists its product as uncharacterized. The transcript has a single exon. The annotation marks the transcript as partial. The record is from RefSeq and is a predicted model, not a curated record. Lineage: Eukaryota; Fungi; Ascomycota; Sordariomycetes; Hypocreales; Nectriaceae.
CUCUCCGAUGAACUCCUAUACCACGUCGGAUACGAAGGAAAACGGAGACUCUACAUCCCACGACCCUUAGUCAAAAGCAUCCUCGAAAUCAUCCACGAUAAUAAGCACCACUUCGAAAUCAACCGCAUGACUCAAGAGUUAGACCCGGUUUACUUCUACCGAAUGUCGAAAAUAAUACGCAACUACGUG